GCCGCGCCCGGCCCGGCCCGGCCCGGCCCGGGCAGCCGGUGCCCAGCGCGGGCCGCUCCGCCGCUCCGAGCGCAGCCCCGCGGGCAGCCCGCCGGCACCAUGCCGCUCGCACAGCUCGCCGAGCCCUGGCCCGACAUGGAGGUGGUGCAUCUGGACACGGAGAAUGGGCAGGCUGCUCCAGAAGAAAGUGGGAAUAUUCCAUCCAAGGCAAAAUCAGACAUCACUUGGAUAGAGAAGGACCUUGUGGACUCCGCAGACAAGGGCGAAGGUGUUGUGAAAGAAAUCAACAUCACACACCAUGUGAAGGAAGGCUCUGAGAAAGCAGAUCCUUCGCAGUUUGAACUCCUGAAGGUGCUGGGACAGGGCUCUUUUGGCAAGGUUUUCUUGGUGAGAAAAAUCACACCGCCAGACAGCAACCACCUCUAUGCCAUGAAAGUGCUCAAGAAGGCGACACUGAAAGUGCGUGAUCGACAAAGGACAAAGAUAGAAAGGGACAUCCUGGCGGAUGUAAACCAUCCCUUUGUGGUGAAACUCCACUACGCAUUCCAGACAGAGGGGAAGCUGUAUCUCAUCUUGGAUUUCCUCAGAGGAGGUGACCUUUUCACUCGGCUUUCCAAAGAGGUCAUGUUCACCGAGGAGGACGUCAAGUUCUACCUUGCAGAGCUGGCGCUGGGGCUCGACCACUUGCACAGGCUGGGAAUCAUCUACAGGGAUCUCAAACCGGAGAACAUCCUCUUGGAUGAAGAAGGGCACAUCAAACUCACAGAUUUUGGCUUGAGUAAGGAGGCUAUAGACCACGAGAAGAAAGCCUAUUCCUUCUGUGGGACAGUGGAAUACAUGGCACCAGAAGUUGUGAAUCGCCAGGGCCACUCCCACAGUGCUGACUGGUGGUCGUACGGGGUGUUAAUGUUUGAAAUGCUCACGGGCUCGCUGCCCUUCCAGGGGAAGGAUCGUAAGGAGACGAUGACCCUCAUCCUCAAAGCAAAGCUGGGCAUGCCACAGUUCCUGAGCGCUGAGGCACAGAGCCUCCUGCGAGCCCUGUUCAAAAGGAACCCAGCCAACAGAUUAGGUUCCGGAUCAGAUGGAGCAGAAGAGAUCAAGCGCCAUCCUUUCUACUCCACCAUUGACUGGAAUAAGCUGUACCGCAGGGAAAUCAAACCCCCCUUCAAGCCUGCAGUGGGGCAGCCAGAUGACACCUUCUAUUUUGACACAGAAUAUACAUCACGUACACCAAAAGAUUCCCCAGGCAUCCCCGCAAGUGCAGGAGCCCAUCAGCUCUUCCGAGGCUUCAGUUUCGUGGCGACGGGGUUGAUGGAGGAUGUCAAGGUGAAACCAGCCCCGGCACCACUACACUCGGUUGUACAGCAACUGCAUGGCAAGAAUGUCCAGUUCAGUGAUGGUUACGUGGUGAAGGAGGUGAUCGGCGUCGGCUCCUACUCAGUGUGUAAACGCUGCAUUCAUAAAGCAACCAACAUGGAAUAUGCAGUCAAGGUUAUUGACAAGAGCAAGCGAGACCCUUCGGAGGAAAUAGAAAUCCUCCUGCGCUAUGGGCAGCAUCCAAACAUCAUCACCUUGAAAGAUGUGUACGACGAUGGGAAGUGCGUGUUCCUGGUGACUGAGCUGAUGAGAGGAGGGGAGCUGCUGGAUAAAAUCCUCAGGCAGAAAUUCUUCUCGGAGAGGGAAGCCAGCUCAGUCCUGCACACCCUCUGUAAGACAGUGGAGUACCUGCAUUCCCAAGGGGUGGUUCACAGGGACUUGAAACCCAGCAAUAUUCUCUACGUGGAUGAGUCAGGAAACCCCGAAAGCAUCCGCAUUUGUGACUUUGGCUUUGCCAAGCAGCUGAGGGCCGAGAACGGCCUGCUCAUGACUCCUUGUUAUACAGCAAACUUCGUGGCACCAGAGGUACUAAAACGCCAGGGCUACGACGAGGGCUGUGACAUCUGGAGCCUGGGAGUGCUGCUCUAUACGAUGCUCGCAGGCUGCACUCCGUUUGUAAAUGACCCCAGUGACACUCCAGAAGAGAUCCUGACCCGGAUAGGCAGCGGGGAGUUCUAUAUCAGUGGAGGCAACUGGGACACUAUUUCUGACAUGGCCAAGGAUCUGGUAUCAAAGAUGCUUCACGUAGAUCCUCACCAGCGUCUGACAGCCAAGCAGGUCCUGCAGCACCCGUGGAUAACAAAGAAGGACAGCUUGCCCCAGAGCCAGCUGAAUCGCCAGGACCUUCAGCUUGUAAAGGGGGCGAUGGCUGCCACAUACUCUGCACUGAACAGCUCCAAGCCAAGCCCCCAGCUGAAGCCCAUCGAAUCCUCCAUCCUGGCACAGAGACGGGUGAAGAAACUUCCUUCCACCACACUGUGAGGCUGGGGGGGCUGCAGCCAGGCUGUGCGCCCCCACCCAAGACGGGGGGCAGGAGGUCGGGUGGUCAAUGCCUGCACUGGAGCUCCCUUGAGGACUUGUUCUCCAAAGGCCAAGUGCCUUCCUGUUUCUGAGACUGGGCUCCUCCUUGUGUGGACUGAUCUUUGCUGAGAGAACUUCACUGUAAAACUUUUUUGAAGUGUAAAUUGUCAAUUUUUAAAGACAUCCAUCUGUGUAUAUGAGAACUAGAAUGUAUAACUGAUGUCAAGUGGCACUAAAAAGCAGCUCUGAUUCACCCCUCCCUGUGUUGGGCCAGGUAUUUCUUUGUAGCUACAUCAUUUCUUGGAACUGAUCCUCUCCAACACCAUUGCGGCUGGAAGACUGGACUGCAUCACGUUUGGGAUUUAGGCUUUGGGCUUUUUCCUCCCUUGAACCUUUGGAUGCUCUUCCCAAAGUCAACCCUGCAGAUUCCUUGCCAGCAGCACUCAUGUUUGUAAGGGACUUCCCUCCCCUUCCCCUUCCCUUGUUGUGUGUGAGUGUUUAAGGUCGAUUUUUCAGACUCCAUUUCUUGUGCUCCCCCUGCCCAGAACCUGCUGGGUUUGGCUCAUCCCUCCUCUUUGCCCUCCCAUCUUCAUGUUCUCCCCAUCCCUCCCUGGGGAGCUUGUCACCCGCGCAGGUGGGGACGUCAGAGGAACCUUCUCCUGAGCAAAGCCGAGGCUUUGGGCUGCUCUGGCUGCUGCUUUUGCCAUCUCUGGGUUUCUUUUCCUUCAGUCGGAACCUCUGAAACAAACCACCCGUUUUUACUUUAACUUGGUUCUCCAGCUCAGGGUUUCUUUCUGAAUCCUACAAUAAACGUGUCAUUCAGUUGAUGUUAUUUUACUGACUGACUUUUAGCUGCAGAAUAAGCGACCCGGGUCACUUCCCCACGUCGUACUGGUGUAAUGAUCCUUGCUGCCUUUUGGGAGAGCUGCAAAGCUUUUUCAUCUGCCCCUGUGAUGGGAAAAGCAGCAGGACUUUCGUAGGGCUGCACAUUACACCACCUUUUCUCAGGUGCAAUACCUCCCUUUGCAGUAGGAAGUAAUUAGAUCCAGUUGUGGAAUAAGGCAGGAAUCAACAGGAAAGGUGGUCAGACGCGGGCUGCGGAGGGCAAUUUCUUACUCUCAGGACAUUUCAGUGCGAAUAGAAACCAAUACUUGGAGGCAAACUGUGCUAGAAAUCAACCCUGACCCACUCUGACUUGCAGGGAAGUGCUGGAGCUCCCUGGUUUGGUGCUGGCUGGAGAGCUCCAAGGACUGCAGACGGACGCUCCUCUGCUCCAGGCUGUGACCGAAGCCAGCAAAGGUUCUCACAUGAAUUUCUGCUACUUUUGGCUGAUUGUAUGACUAGAGGGGAAACUUUCUCUUUUGUUUUCCUCUUUUUCUUAGUCCCAGUUACUCUAAAAUGGAGAAUUCCAUUUAAUUUUUCUUCUCUGAGAUGUACAGCUCGCUCCUCUCUACCCUCAUCCAGGCAGGUCCUGCUGUCAUCCCUGGAGCAGCCAGAAAGAAGGUGAAAUAGUCACAAUUUGGUUUUCUGUUAUUUAUUCCAAAUACUUCCCUGGUGUCCAGUGCUGAGAGGAGGAGCCAGUGCCGCUGGAUCUUCCCACUGGAUCACUCGACCUGUUUUCAGACUGUUUCCUACAUUGUGCUUUAAGGGUCUGAAACAGUGGAUGGGGUUGGUUGUGCUGGUGGUGAUCACCACUCACUGUGAACCUCUCUCAAGGGUAUGGACUGUGAGGGCGGGUCUUAAACCAAAUGUUCCCCCUGCUUGGCUGGUGGCUUGUUUGUACAGAAUGGUAAAUGUUUGCAAAUACCAGGCAGGAAACACAUUGCAACCUUUGCUGAACCCUCCCUGUAAUGGUGCUGGUGUGAGGCCAAUGGGUGACAACUCAAAGGUGUGUGGGCACUUUUGGGUGCAGAGCUUUGUGGGUGCAGGGAGAGCAGCCCAGAGCUGCUGCAGGCUCUGCCUGGCCAUAAGGCAAUACUUGGGGUGUCAAACCCCUCUGCCUCACUGGGGUCUUCGAGCAGAGGAACCUUGUGUUUGGUGCAGCUGCAGCUUUGGGACCUCUGUCACUUCGGAGAGCAGAGUGAACAAGGGAGGGCUCUUUGUUCUUUGCUUUCUGGGGUGCUUCUAACCAAGUUGUUUUGAGUGAUCUGUAAGUAAAAAUAAGUCUUGAUCUUUAGUUCCGAAUCAACCAAGUGCUGUUACUUUUUUAAUUCCAGUCCUCAAUAAAAAUUGACUUGUUGAUCUUUCU
Messenger RNA from Strigops habroptila (Kakapo), 4645 nucleotides. It is a transcript of the gene RPS6KA1, whose product is annotated as ribosomal protein S6 kinase A1. Bases 100 to 2358 code for a protein of 752 amino acids. Gene Ontology annotation, molecular function: ATP binding; magnesium ion binding; ribosomal protein S6 kinase activity. Lineage: Eukaryota; Metazoa; Chordata; Aves; Psittaciformes; Psittacidae. The transcript has 23 exons. Gene Ontology annotation, biological process: positive regulation of DNA-templated transcription; protein phosphorylation; intracellular signal transduction. The record is from RefSeq and is a predicted model, not a curated record.